AUGGGAUUCAAUCCUUUGGGGUUGAGUUUUAUUUUGGCUAUUUUUGCAAUGAGGGGAAUGAAAAAAUCCACAUGGGAGAGGAAGGUCAAUGCUUAUAAGAGGUGGGGUUUGUCUGAGGAAGAGAUUCUUGUAGCAUUUGGAAGGAGCCCACAUUGUAUUAUGGCAUCUGAGGAUAAGAUUAUGCGGGUGAUGGAUUUUUUGGUCAACAAAAUGGGCUUGGAGGCUUCCCUUAUUGUCAAGCGCCCAAACCUCCUUACUCUUAGCUUGGAGAAGCGACUUAUUCCAAGGGCUUCGGUUAUUCAAGUUUUGCAAUCGAAGGGUUUGAUUAAGAAAUUGUUUUACUUGCCUGCUGUGUUUGAGGAUGCAGAGGAGUUGUUUCUGCAGAAGUUUGUGAUGCCUUAUGAGAAGGAAGCUUCUGAAUUGUUGCAGUUAUACAAGGAAAGAUUGGUUUUCUCAGAAUGA
Messenger RNA from Quercus lobata, 462 nucleotides. RefSeq names its product transcription termination factor MTERF15, mitochondrial-like. Bases 1 to 462 code for a protein of 153 amino acids. Gene Ontology annotation, molecular function: double-stranded DNA binding. The transcript has a single exon. The record is from RefSeq and is a predicted model, not a curated record. Lineage: Eukaryota; Viridiplantae; Streptophyta; Magnoliopsida; Fagales; Fagaceae. Gene Ontology annotation, biological process: regulation of DNA-templated transcription.